AUGGAAGGGAGGUUUAAAAAAAGUGACAGCGAAAAUGACUACAAGUAUUAUGUGCUGCAAAUAGUGAGCCGUGUGUUAAGGCCCCUGUUAGGCAAACACGAAGGGAGCCUGAUCUACCACUACGAGUACAAGUUCCACCAAGACGAGAAGCUGUGGAGCAAAUUCUUCGAGGAGUUUACAUUCCAUAUUUUUCGCAAGUUAAUAAAAACGAAUAACAAGGCAAAAAAAGUCAUCGUCCUUUUGAACAUGUUCAUCCCAACGAUAAUUAAAUAUUCCCUUUGCAAAAGUUUAAUCGAAAAUUAUGAAUACACCUCUAUCUCGUACAUAAACGACUUAGUGUCGCCGCUUUUCUUGUGCAACUGCAACACGUGUGUGGUGAUCGACUUGGGUUACUUAAGCUGUCGGUUGCUGCCCGUAAUGAAUGGCAUGCCAUUAUAUCACCAUUACACGUAUGUAGACAAUGGGGGGUUUUACAUCAAUAUGGAAAUUAAAAGGUUAUUGAAGGAGCAGUAUGUGAGAAGGGCUCAGAGGAGGAGAACCUUGCGCGAUUGGGAAGCUUCAAGCGCUUCACUUGUACAAGCUAGUGAUGGGGACAUCCUUACCAAUGCACAGAAUACAGAUGGUGGUUAUGCGGCAAUUCCUCAUGAAGAAAAAGCCACGGAGGGAGAAAAAGGAGAAACAAACACCUCGCAGGGAUUAGUUAAUUAUUACCUCGAUUUAUACCCACUGGAGGAAAUAUUAAACGUCAUCGACAGCAUGCCAGAUGAUGAAAUAGAAAAUAUGAAGAUGAAAUAUUUUUAUUUAAAAAAUGAAGAAACCAAAUUGUGCAGUAACAAAAUUGUCUUGUAUGAAUUUCAAAAUUACGAAAUUAUCGUAGAAGCAGAUACUAGGUGGAUGGCCUGCGAAAUAUUAUUUACGAAAAAUUAUGAGCAAAAUAUAAAUUUUAUGUUCACAUCCAUACUGUCUAAAUUACACAUGUUUGAGUUUUCUGCUUUCCACAAUGUGCUGCUGGUUGGUGGAUGCAGUAACAUCAAAGGGAUCGUUUCGAAAAUUGCUCAAUCCCUUUUCCACGCGUUAAGUGAGAAAAAAAAAACAUCCGUAAAAGAUUUGGAAAAUAGAGUCAACUUUCUCUUUCCAAAGAUAUCCCCCAACCUGCGCCAAUUCAUAGGAGCCUCCAUCUGCUCGAAUUUGGAAAACCUGCCCGACUACACACAGGAGCAUAUUCAUAACAGUGUGCUGUACGACCACCUCAAUGAAGACGUCUACUUCACCUUUAAGCGGUGA
This is a messenger RNA of Plasmodium cynomolgi strain B, 1284 nucleotides long. RefSeq lists its product as hypothetical. Lineage: Eukaryota; Apicomplexa; Aconoidasida; Haemosporida; Plasmodiidae. The record is from RefSeq and is a predicted model, not a curated record. Bases 1 to 1284 code for a protein of 427 amino acids. Gene Ontology annotation, biological process: regulation of DNA-templated transcription. Gene Ontology annotation, cellular component: Ino80 complex; cytoplasm. The transcript has 3 exons.